Messenger RNA from Dendronephthya gigantea, 1142 nucleotides. RefSeq names its product creatine kinase M-type-like. Gene Ontology annotation, biological process: phosphocreatine biosynthetic process. Gene Ontology annotation, molecular function: creatine kinase activity. The record is from RefSeq and is a predicted model, not a curated record. The transcript is spliced from 6 exons. NCBI's taxonomy places the organism in Eukaryota, Metazoa, Cnidaria, Anthozoa, Malacalcyonacea, Nephtheidae. Bases 16 to 1068 code for a protein of 350 amino acids.
GGACACAAUAACCUCAUGGCUAAACAUUUAACUCCAAGGAUCUACUCCAAACUUCGUGAUAAAUCUACAAAAUCUGGAUUCACGUUAGAUCAAGCAAUCCAGACUGGAGUGGAUAACCCAGGACAUCCGUUUAUUUCCACUGUUGGUAUUGUCGCCGGAGAUGAAGAGAGUUAUGAAGUAUUCUCUGAUCUGUUUGAUCCAAUUAUUGAAGAAAGACACAAUGGCUUUAAGAAAACUGAUAAACACAAGACAGAUUUGGAUUAUCAAAGGCUAAAAGGAGGAGUCCUGGAUGAUAAAUACGUGUUAUCUUCGCGCGUGCGCACUGGACGUUCAAUUCGUGGAUUUUCUUUACCACCGCAUUGUUCACGUGGAGAACGACGGGAAGUUGAGAGAAUUGUGAAUGAUGCGCUGGAGGGACUAAAAGGUGAACUAUCUGGACGUUACUACCCAUUAAAUGGCAUGACCGAGGCAGAUCAAAACCAACUUAUUGAAGAUCAUUUCUUGUUUGAUAAGCCCGUUUCUCCGCUGCUGACAUGCGCAGGAAUGGCGCGCGAUUGGCCUGAUGCAAGAGGAAUAUUCCACAACAAACAUAAGAACUUCCUCGUCUGGAUCAACGAAGAAGAUCACACUCGUAUAAUUUCGAUGGAAAAAGGAGGAAACAUGAAAAAGGUUUUCCAACGUUUCUGUGAAGGAUUGAAUGAAGUUGAACGUUUAAUCAAGAAAGAGGGUUACGAGUAUAUGUGGACAUCUCAUUUGGGAUAUGUGUUGACAUGUCCUAGCAAUCUUGGAACAGGACUGAGAGCUGGAGUUCAUGUCAAAUUACCAAAUCUGUCCAAGGAUAAACGCUUCGAUCAAAUUUUGGAGAAUCUGAAGUUGCAAAAACGUGGGACAGGUGGUGUUGAUACAGCAGCAGUAGGUUCAACCUUUGAUAUCUCGAACUCGGACCGUCUUGGAUUCUCUGAAGUUGAACUGGUUCAGCUGGUUGUCGAUGGCGUCAAUCAUCUCAUUAAAAUUGAAAAGAGAUUGGAAAAAAACCAAAAGAUUGAUGACCUCAUUCCUUGUUUGUAAGAACUCAAAUUUUAUCAAAGAAAGAAUAAUUUGUGACAUUCCCAGGAUAUUUUUGAUAAUCGGAUGAACGUAAG